UUCAGAUGUGGUUGGGAGUUAUUCCUGUGGACUUCACGGCGCUUUCGGCGAAGUUUCGACUUAACCUCCGAUCUUUCUAAUGCAAAAAGAAACCAAACAGGGAAGCAAACACUCGUUUUUUUGUAGUUUAUUUAUUUACUGACGUGUCAGGACUAAAAACCAUAAAGAAGCCACUCGACUCUGUGUAUCAGCCGGGCUGUUAGAGUUAGUUAGCGGGUUAGCCGGCUGACUAGCACCCGAAGUGCCUUCAUUAGUCUUUAUAUAUAUUUUAUAUUUCAGCUAUUGAACAAACACAAUGGCAGAUGCACACGGCAACGACAGGACGGAUGAACGUGAACUACAAGGUGCAACAGGUGGUGAAGAUGUCAUUGAUGAUAGGAUUAUAGAAGAAGGUGCUAUUGUACUGAGAGGAUAUGUAAUAGAGCGGAUCAAUACAGCAGACCCAGCCAUGCACGUGAGCCCAAUGGACCUCGGUGGAACAGCUAAUGAAGCAGAUGAUCCUCAUUUUAAAGAAGUUGUAGACCAGCUCCUUAAAAUAGCUGAGGAGUUAAACCGGAACGCAGAGCUUCAACAUCUCAUCAAUACUGUGCAGGCGAACUGUGCUCAGGAAGUGUUCAUGACUGUGGCCAAGAGCAUCUUUUCAGAUGGCAUAAACUGGGGGCGAGUAGUGGCUCUUUUUCAUCUGGCCUAUCAGCUCAUUUACAAGGCACUGACUCAAAACCACUUUGAAAUCAUCAAGAACAUCAUUAGCUGGGUAUUGCAGUUUAUCAGGGAACACAUUUCCGCCUGGAUCAGACAGCAAGGAGGAUGGGCUGGGGUUAUGCACAGCGUGUCAAGAUGGCGCACCGUUUCCAUCGUUGCAGCAGUGGCAUUCAUAACGGCUGUUGUUUACUGGAGAAGAACUCGCUGACCUCCCGAAUAUCAUGAAAAGAUCCAGAUUCACCUAUUUGCACAUCUGGGAAAUUAUCAGAAGCAAUAACAAUUGAUCAUGGUCUUUAGAUCUAUUUGGAAACUUUCAAACAGUGAGGAAUAAGAGCUUUGAUUCAGGAAAGUGUAGAUUGUGCUAAUAUUGUGUGUUCAUACUGUAAGACACAACUAUUUAUUAACAAUACUGUGUCCUUUUUUUGAUACUCCACUACAUUUGUUGCAGUCUAUUUGUCCUCCACAGCUCUUAGAAUUUUAAUAAGUGCCAAUAUCUUCAAGCCCUACCUCCAACUUGGUGAAAUAUCUGACAGCAAAUUUAUCAAAUCAUUUUAAAUUUUUUUUUUUUAAAUUGUGUACUAUUGUACUUGCAUUCAAAAUAUAUAUAUAUAUAUAUAUAUAUAUAUAUAUAUAUAUAUAUCUCUUUGCAGCAAAUUUUUUUAAUAAUGUCGUCUUUUUAACUCUUGCCUCAGCUGGUCAAGUCUACUUUGCAGGGAUGUUGUGAAUGUCUUUACACUUAUUACUUAGUAGAGAAAAUGUUGUUUUCCAGCUCAGACACUAAGAGGCAAAUGUUCUGCUCAUGUGAUAAACAGAAAAUUCCACAAGCAAUACAAUAAUCACUGCUUUAUUCACAAUGAAAAAAAUAUAAAAGCUUUACCAUUGGA
Messenger RNA from Silurus meridionalis, 1586 nucleotides. RefSeq lists its product as uncharacterized. Gene Ontology annotation, cellular component: mitochondrial outer membrane. The record is from RefSeq and is a predicted model, not a curated record. Lineage: Eukaryota; Metazoa; Chordata; Actinopteri; Siluriformes; Siluridae. The transcript is spliced from 6 exons. The coding region runs from base 296 to 910 and encodes 204 amino acids. Gene Ontology annotation, biological process: intrinsic apoptotic signaling pathway in response to DNA damage; positive regulation of apoptotic process; extrinsic apoptotic signaling pathway in absence of ligand. Gene Ontology annotation, molecular function: protein heterodimerization activity; channel activity; protein homodimerization activity.